Messenger RNA from Pungitius pungitius (ninespine stickleback), 2737 nucleotides. It is a transcript of the gene mmel1, whose product is annotated as membrane metallo-endopeptidase-like 1. The transcript has 24 exons. The record is from RefSeq and is a predicted model, not a curated record. Gene Ontology annotation, biological process: protein processing. NCBI's taxonomy places the organism in Eukaryota, Metazoa, Chordata, Actinopteri, Perciformes, Gasterosteidae. Bases 212 to 2521 code for a protein of 769 amino acids. Gene Ontology annotation, cellular component: plasma membrane. Gene Ontology annotation, molecular function: metalloendopeptidase activity.
UUUAUUCCCCGAGCAGCACACUGAGCUGGAUAACGUCUCAUUCAACCCGCAGCACUGACUCAUUUCUCCACACACCAGCUCUGAGUGGAUUCUCAGCAGGGGUGUUUGAGAUAUUAGCUCGCUGUGGUGAGGAGAGGGAAGGGGGGAGGAGGGGGGGAGUGCUCAGGGACUUCUACCAUCCACCUACAAAGAGCCGGCAGUGAGGAGGAAUAUGGGCAAAUCCGAAAGCCAAAUGGAUAUCAUGGAGAAAUCAAGUAAAUCAGGAAAGCGUCGUUGGACCUUUGCAGAAAUCGGUCUGUCUGUUCUGCUGCUGUUGGUCAGCUGUGCCUUGGCCGGACUGAUAGUCCUCUACACAUCGAUUGUGAAAGAACAAUCCACCAAGAAGAGUGUGUCGAGGAGCCCAACAGGUGAAGGCCAGCUGUUUCGCUCCGGCCACGACAGUGUGUGCACAACUGCGGACUGUGUUACUGCAGCUGCCCGGCUCUUGCAGAACAUGGAUGAUUCCGUAAAGCCAUGCGAUAAUUUCUACCAGUAUGCUUGCGGGGGUUGGCUGGAGAGACACGUUAUCCCAGAGACGAGCUCCCGCCACAGCGUCUUUGACAUUUUGAGGGACAAGCUGGAGAUUGUCCUCAAAGGUGUUCUUGAGACGGAGAAUGGACAGGACCGAAUCGCCAUCAGGAAGGCCAAAGUCCUCUACAACUCCUGCAUGAACGAGACCGCCAUAGAGCAGCGCGACUCGCAGCCCCUCCUGAAGCUCAUCGAGAGCAUCGGAGACUGGCCCGUGGCGUCAGAUGCCUGGAACACCACUACAGAGGAAGCAUGGAGCCUCGAGGACACACUGGCGAAGCUCACGGCUCGUUUCCACAAGAAGGCCCUGCUGGACAUGUACGUGUGGACGGACGACCGAGAUUCUCGGCAGCACAUCAUUUAUAUUGACCAACCAGGACUUGGCAUGCCGUCAAGAGACUAUUAUUUCAAUGAUGGAAACUACAAAAAGGUACGAGAGGCCUACCUACAUUUCAUGGUUUCUAUUGCGAAGAUAACCCGCGAGGACAGGAACUUAACUCAGGACGAAGACCGUGUUUGGGAGGAAAUGAUGCAGGUGCUGGAGCUGGAGACAGACAUCGCCAAUGCCACAUCACCAGCAGAGGAACGCCAAGAUGUGACUGUUCUCUACUACAAGACGACCCUGGGAGAGCUGCAGAGCACCUUCAGUUUUAAUGGUUUUAACUGGACACAAUUUAUUCAAGGUGUGCUGUCUAGUGCGUCCGUGGAGUUGAAGCUAGAGGAGGAGGUGGUGGUUUACAGCUCCCCUUACCUUGAGAGGAUGAACGAUGUUCUUCCCAAACACAGUGUCAGAACUAUGCAGAACUACCUCACCUGGCAACUCGUCAUCGACAGAGUUAACAGCUUAAGUCGCCGUUUCAAGGACGCCAGAGCCCGUUACAGGAAGACGCUCUAUGGGACCACUGUGGAGGACGCUUGGUGGCGAGAAUGUGUCCGUUAUGUCCAGAGCAGCAUGGAGAACGCAGUUGGAGCUCUGUACGUGCGGGAAACCUUUGCUGGUGAAAGUAAACAAAUGGUCAGUGACCUUAUCGGUAAGAUCCAGAAAGCCUAUGUGGAAACACUGGAGGAGUUGAGUUGGAUGGAUUCUCCCUCAAAGGAGAAGGCAAGAGAGAAGGCCAUGGCGAUCAAGGAGCACAUUGGCUAUCCAGAUCAUAUUCUGCAGGAGAGCAACCUGAAGCUCGACCAGGAGUACGCUCAUCUGAAUUUCAGUGAAGAAUACUACUUUGAGAACAUCCUUGAGAACCUGAAGUCCGAAGCACAUAAGAGUCUAAAGAAGCUCCGAGAACCGGUUGACCCUGACUUGUGGAUCAUUGGUGCUGCUGUGGUGAAUGCUUUCUACUCACCCAACAGAAACCAGAUUGUGUUUCCGGCAGGAAUCCUGCAGCCGCCCUUCUUCAGUAAACAGCAGCACCAGGCUCUUAACUUUGGUGGAAUAGGAAUGGUCAUCGGACAUGAGAUCACGCAUGGAUUUGAUGACAACGGGCGUAAUUUUGACAGGGACGGAAAUAUGCUAAACUGGUGGAGUAAUUACUCUGCUGAGCAUUUCAAAGAGCAGUCCAAGUGCAUGGUGCAACAAUACGGCAACUUUAACUGGAAGCUGGCAGGUGGACAAAACGUCAGUGGAAUCAGCACUUUGGGGGAGAAUAUUGCAGACAAUGGAGGCAUACGUCAAGCAUUUAAGGCUUAUCUGAAGUUGGUGGAGAUGGAGGGUGAGGAGCCUCGUCUACCUGGUCUAGACAUGGAUCACAAGCAGCUUUUCUUUCUUAACUUUGCCCAAGUGUGGUGUGGUGCUUAUCGGCCUGAAUAUGCCAGCCAGUCCAUCAAGACUGACUCGCACAGUCCAUGGGAGUACAGGGUGCUUGGAUCCCUCCAGAAUUUUGAAGCCUUCUCAGAAGCUUUUCAGUGCCAAAAGGGCAGUAAAAUGAACCCCAAGCAGAAGUGUCGCGUCUGGUAGAAAGUGCUACGCUUUUCAAAUCAAAAGAACUAGUCGUGCUCCUUAAAUCCAACGAGGAACGCUGCUUAUUACAAAUUGAUUUGGGUUUGUGAUGACGCUGAUUUUUGCAUUUAGUGCAGAUGUAAUUUAGAAUGGAUACAAUCAGGAACCGCAUCCUAGUUUGAAAACUAGCACAUAAACGUAUAAAAUGUACUUAUUAAAAGAAACUUGCUUGAG